Molecule: messenger RNA, 2709 nt
Organism: Lachancea thermotolerans CBS 6340
Lineage: Eukaryota; Fungi; Ascomycota; Saccharomycetes; Saccharomycetales; Saccharomycetaceae
Gene: SFB3
Product: Sfb3p
Exons: 1
Coding region: 1-2709 (902 amino acids)
Biological process (GO): intracellular protein transport; COPII-coated vesicle cargo loading; endoplasmic reticulum to Golgi vesicle-mediated transport
Cellular component (GO): endoplasmic reticulum exit site; COPII vesicle coat
Molecular function (GO): zinc ion binding; SNARE binding
Source: RefSeq, a predicted model, not a curated record
AUGCAAAGGCUCAAUCAAAGUCUAUCCAGCUUGUCGCUGGAUCGGGACUCACCCUCACCAAUCGGAGUUACAAGAAAGAACAAGAGACCCAAUCGAGCUUUUCACUCUUUUGCAACUGAUAGCUAUGGUUUGCCAGACCCGCAAGCUAGUGCGCAAAACAAUUUCCAGCCGUUAGCUGCUAGCAACUUGGGAAAUAUCAGUGGGAAUCAGGCCUCAAAUUUUAGAGUACCUUUUCCAUCCCCCAGCCAGCGUGUCUCUUCUGGUGGACCUGCUGAAUCAAUUACCUCACAUUAUGUGCCAAAACAAAGGCUUGAAGAUCAGCAGCGCUAUUUGACGAGGUCGUUUGUAACCUCUCAGGACUCUGUCCCGCCAUGUGUAUCUACGCAAUAUUAUUGCAUAGAUCAAGGUAUUAGUGAUCCUCGCAAGCUAUGCCUGACAAUGUACAAUGUCCCCCGAAAUGAACAGUUAAGGUCAGCUACGAAGUUGCCUGUUGGGGCUAUCAUACAACCUUUUGCUGCUUCCGUUCCAGAUACAGCAAUUGAUAUUAUUGACGCCUCGCAACGCAAUGGUCCGCUUCGUUGUAGGCGUUGCAGGUCAUACUCCAACCCAAAUUACUCAUUUACUUUUGAUUCGAAAGCGGUGUGCAAUUUUUGCCAGGUAAGUACCCAGUUAAGUGAGGAACACUAUGCUCCGCUCAAUCCAAAUGGGCUAAGAGCAGACAUCAAUGAGCGGCCCGACCUUACGAAAGGGACGGUCGAGUUUCUUGUCCCUGACACUUACAACACAGUCCCGGGCAAACCAAACAUUCCACUUCACUAUGUUUUUCUAGUUGACAUUUCAACGCUCUCAAAUGAAAAUAAGAGCUCGCUGGCUAUGGUUGAAGGUAUAAGAACUUGUAUUGAGCAUAUUUCUGCGAAACAACCCAAUUGCAAGGUUGCUAUUAUGGCAUUUGACAAAGAAAUUAGAUUUUUCAACUUGAGACCUGAACUUAAUCAAGCACAGGAAUAUAUUAUAAGCGAUUUACAAGAUGUUUUUGUUCCAAUUUUCACUGGUUUGUUUGUUAGGCCCGAGGAGUCUAUGCAUGUCAUACAAGAUACCCUCUGCAAGAUCACAGCCUACAUUGAGGACGGAAAAUUCUCGCACCAUUUUGAAGCAUGUUAUGGCUCUGCCUUAAAGGCAGCACGUCUGGCGCUUGACACCGUUACUGGUGGUGCCGGUGGUAAAAUUCUAGCUAGUCUCAGCUCUAAGCCAACACACGGAAUCGGUAACUUAAGACUGAGGAACGAGGACGCUUUGAAAAAGACUUUGAAAUGUGAAAAUGAGGCAUACGUCAAACUUGGGCAGGAAUUGCUGAAGAACAACAUAUCAUUGGACCUGUUUUGUACAGGGUCGGCAUUCAUGGAUAUGGUUUCUGUUGCACAACCUGUCAAGGUGACCUCCGGCAUUUUGAAGUAUUACCCCGGGUUUCAACUGGACAAAGACGAGUUUACAUUUGUCAAUGAUUUAUUGCACAGCGUUGCGAAUACUGUUGGUUAUGCUGGCCAGCUUAAGGUCAGAUGCUCUUCGGGCCUUUCUGUUUAUAACUACUACUCCGAGUCCGUUGAAAAUUCAGAUCGCGAGCCUGUGAUUCCUGUUUUGCACCAAGAUACAACAGUCAACGUUCUUUUCAAAUAUGACGGGCGGUUACCGCCAGCAAAGGACGUGCACUUCCAGUGCGCUUUGUUGUACACUGACUUGAACGGCGCCAGAAAAGUGCGCUGCCUCAAUGCUUCCGCAGCUGUCAGCGACAAUAUUCACGAAAUAUUCAAGUUCAUCAACCAGGAUGCGGUGGUAGGCAUAGUGUUGCACGACAUGCUAACAACGCUUGAUGACUGCAACUUUGUUCAAAAAAGGAAAACCAUUGAUGACAAGAUCGUUGAUGUACUUACUCAAUACCGUGCUUUGGUUUCAAAAUCAUCUUCUAGUCAGCUGGUGCUGCCUGACUCUCUAAAGACGUGGGCAGCAUACUUGCUAUCUUUUGAAAAAUCAGAGCUGAUGAAGAACAACAACAAAUCAGCCAACGGAAAUUCCAGAGUUUACGAUAUGUUCAAAUACUUGAACUUCACCCCCGCGCAGCUCGUAUUCAAACUAUACCCGCAAAUUCUGCCGCUCCAUGAGUUGCUUCAAGAAUCUGACUAUACCUUCUACGACGAGAAUGAGCUACUGCUGCAAGCAGCUCCUCUUGAGAACUUAUGUGUCCGUGCUUCCCGCAGCGAGCUGGUCGAUGGAGGGUGCUAUCUGAUUUUUGAUGGCACUACUGCGUAUCUGUGGUUUAACGAAAACACAAACACAUAUUUGCUACGCGAUCUUCUUGAUGUCGACACUGAUUCUGUGAAGCACAGCGAGAUCGCUUUGAUUGGCAAUGCGAUUCCCACCCUUGACUCCGGCAUCAACCUUAAAGCGCGCAGCGUCCUGAGAAAUUGGGCCCAAGUUUCAGGACGCAGUUAUGUUCCUGUCUCUCCGCUGAGACCACACGUUGAUGUCUACUAUUCUCACACAAUGGCAGCGCUUCUUGUUGAGGACAGAUCGAUAGAGAUGAUCGAAGCGUACGACGCCUACCUAGUGUCGCUGCACAAGCGCAUAAAUGAGAAGGUCAAGCGAGAAGACUACACCAAGGUCGGCAACCCGAAAGAUCAUGAGCAUAUUACGCAGAAGUUUAUUCAGUUUUAG